AUGCCGGAGCCGCUGGGCCGCACCGUCCAGCUGUGCGCUGCCGCUCGCGGGGCCGCCCGUGGGCCGCGGGUCGCCGGGGUCGCGGAGGUCGCUGGGAGCCAGGAGGCCCACGCCACUGCCGGCUCGGAGGGUGCACGCGGCUCUCGUGUGGGCCGGGCCCCGGAAGCCCUGUGGCACCUGCGGCACCUGCGGCAGGUGAACCGCCAGCGCCGCUCCGUGGAGGUGCCUGCGCCGGCUGCCCCGGGGCCUCUGCCGCUGGGGGGAUCCAGCCGGGGGGGAUCCAGCGGGAAGGAUCCAGCGGGGAGGAUACAGGGGGGAGGAUCCAGCCGGAAGGAUCCAGCCAGGAGGCUCCGGGGCCUGGAUCCUGGCUCAGGUGUUGGCUCUGCGACCUCGGGAAACACCCACCCCCUUGAGUGGCGGGCGGGGUUCUGGACAGAGUGCCGGUCUGCAGAAGCAAGGGACUCGGGGCGCAGGGGAGAGCGGGGCCGGGUCACCUGGGCCCCCGAGGCCUGUGCAGGUGCUUCAGGGCGAGCUCGCGGCUCCCCUGUCGGCUGGCGCCAAGCGGCACCAUCGCUGCCCUGGGCCCUGACUUCACUUCUCUGCAGCCCCGACCUCGGCAGGAGCCACCCUGUCUGCCCCUCCCCACCGGGGCUCAUCCCCCCCUGCAGGACGCCUGGCCAUCCGGGCCCCUUGUCCCCCGCUGCCACUGGAGGCCACGCAUCCUGCUGCUUCCAGAGUCCCCUCAUCCCCCUCCACUUCUCCAGCGACCUGCUGGCGCAGUGA
This is a messenger RNA of Nyctereutes procyonoides (raccoon dog), 783 nucleotides long. RefSeq lists its product as uncharacterized. The record is from RefSeq and is a predicted model, not a curated record. NCBI's taxonomy places the organism in Eukaryota, Metazoa, Chordata, Mammalia, Carnivora, Canidae. The transcript has a single exon. Bases 1 to 783 code for a protein of 260 amino acids.